This is a messenger RNA of Humulus lupulus (European hop), 1236 nucleotides long. Its product is annotated as protein DCL homolog, chloroplastic. Gene Ontology annotation, biological process: chloroplast rRNA processing; chloroplast organization. Gene Ontology annotation, cellular component: chloroplast. The record is from RefSeq and is a predicted model, not a curated record. The transcript has 3 exons. The coding region runs from base 282 to 974 and encodes 230 amino acids. NCBI's taxonomy places the organism in Eukaryota, Viridiplantae, Streptophyta, Magnoliopsida, Rosales, Cannabaceae.
ACCACAGAAUAAGAGCGGGAGGUGGAGACUGUAGAGCCAGGGCCGGGUCUGCUUUGCAACUUAUCUGUUACAGAAACAAACCUUAUAAAUUCAUCCCUCCAAUUCCAUGGUUGUUGAUGAUGAUGAAUAAUGUGGGCAGUUGGUAGAUAGUGCAUCCCCCGUCAGAAACCAUUUCGAAUCUCAUACUUUUUUCUUUUUGUAUAAUGCGUGUGAAUUGAGAACUUAGAUUAACAGAGAAGAAAGAAUUUUCAUUAUAAUUUAUUUUGGUCGACGCCUCUGCCAUGGCUUCCAUAGCGAAACCACCUCAACUUGCUAACCUUCAGAUAUAUUCCUUCUCUUCUCACCACUGCCUCGUGACUUUAUCUUUUCCUUUUCGCUCAACGACGUCUCUUCUUCACACUCGUUUAAGCGCCAUUAAGACUGGGUCAGACGGUGGUCGUAGUAGAAUCGAAAGACAAGAAGUGUUCGGCCCGGAUUUGCUGAGGAAGCCGUCCGUGUCUCCGAUAAGGGACUUGUCUGGAAUUCCGGAGGAAGCGGAGGAGGAGGAGGAGGAAAAUGAGCGGAAGAGGAUUUAUGAGGACCACGAAGAUGAGGAAAAGUGGGUGGAUUGGGAGGACAAGAUUUUGGAAGACACUGUUCCUCUGGUUGGCUUUGUUAGGAUGCUUAUUCAUUCUGGAAGAUACCAAAGCGGAGAUAGGUUAAGUCCUGAGCAUGAGAAAAUCGUUGUUGAGAAGUUGCUCCCCUUCCAUCCAGAGUGUGAGAAGAAGAUUGGAUGUGGAAUCGAUUAUAUUACCGUUGGUUAUCAUCCUGAUUUUGAAAGAUCACGAUGUUUGUUCAUAGUUCAAAAGGAUGGAAGCUUGGUUGACUUUUCAUAUUGGAAAUGCAUUAAGGGCCUGAUCAGGAAGAACUAUCCUUUAUACGCUGAUAGCUUCAUUCUCAGGCAUUUCCGACAACGCCAAAAGCGUGGAUUAUGAAGUUAGAAUAAUCAUCUUCCCUGUUAACCAUGUGCUAUUAAAUGAGAAAAGGUAAAGGAAAAAUGAAAUGAAAAAUUCUUGCUGCAAUAUCUCAUUCUUUUAGCGCUGGGAAUUAGAAGGUAGACUACUUAAAUAAAUAUAUAUAUAUAUAUAUAUAUUUUCGAGUUGGAAGAACUUGUACGUUUGAAGUUUUGUUAAUGCGAUCAAUAGAUAUUACGAUUUGCUGCAAUUAUUCCCAGUAUGAAUAUAUGAAUGUUUCAUA